Messenger RNA from Neodiprion fabricii, 1260 nucleotides. RefSeq lists its product as uncharacterized. NCBI's taxonomy places the organism in Eukaryota, Metazoa, Arthropoda, Insecta, Hymenoptera, Diprionidae. The record is from RefSeq and is a predicted model, not a curated record. The transcript has 5 exons. The coding region runs from base 54 to 947 and encodes 297 amino acids.
UUGCGAUUUGUGAAAGCCGUUGUACCGUCCCUUCGUAAAUAAACGGAACUACGAUGUAUCUGAGGUGCGUUAUCCUCGUGUCUGUUGUUACAUGCUCUAUGGGCCUGGAAUUUGAAGAGCUGGGAGGAGUCGAAGCCAGCCGAGCUCAACCUUUGACACGUAGAAAGAUGGUGCACUGUUUUGACGAGAACGUAAAAUACCUUGGACCGAAGAGCUUCGAGGUUGAGAAGCACAACAGAAACGAGGAGACCAGGAUGUCGAUAACCCGUAGCAAGCGAAGGGCGAAAUGCACUGUCGAAACGACCGUCUUGAACGACGAUCCGAGCGACGGCUACGAUCGUAGCUACCAUCAUCAUCGCCAUCACAAUCCACCCCCGAAGAACUUCAACACGAAGACCUCCUACAGCGUGAGCAGAACGGUGACGUCGCCACCUGUCGAGCACAACUUCAAUACGCGACAUUCCUCCUCCUCCGCCGACAGCGAUGUCUCGUCCCAAAUCGCCCACGACUCGCAUCCAAUCCUUGAAAACCUACCGACUAUACCCCAUCUUCCGGCCAUUCCCCACAUCGGCCAUGAGGCGACUUACCCCCAUCAAGGAGGCGGCGCCGUUGAAUCGACAGAUGAAAACGAUCGCAACGCCCACGACACGGCCUUCGGGGGUCCGGAACCGGGCCCAGGGGAGAAGACGAUUACGUUCAAGACGAACACUCACCGACAGGAGAAGGUCGACCAGCGUGGAUUCGUAAGGGAGAAGACUAACGGAUAUCCGGUGCGACCGAACGAGGAUUGGAGGGCCAGGUUCAAGGACAUGCCGUUCCUCGUAGACGAAAAUGGUCGCAUCAUCGGGAAUGCUGCAAGCUCCACUUUUGAUUCCAGCUUCUUCGGUGUAAAAUUCACGUUUGUUCUUCUUCUGCAGAUCACGAUCUGGGUUUUCCUCGCAUUGUAAUUUCAGUUCCUUUCUUAUUUUGUUUCAUUUUUUUUUCCUUUUCUAUUUCUUUUCUCAAAAUUCGAGGCAUCAUGAGAGUUACAAGUUGACGUUCAGAAAUACCGUUAAUCGGUAUCACGCUCAAUAAUUACCGCAAUUUUUCUACCUGCGAGUUUUCGGUAUUCCAAUGAUCGCCGGAAUCGUCGCGGAAAUAUUUUAAUGUCUGUUAAGUUUGAUUAUAGUUCUUUAUUUUGGUUUUCAUAUAUUAUAUGUGUAUAUUAUAUAUGUAACGCGAUUACGAGUUACAGCCAUGAAAAUAUAGUUGUAUAAUUUG